GACACGCGUUCGCUGUGGGUCCUGCGGAACUCGCUCCACCGUAGAUUCCACGCCCUCGUCAUCGGGCCAUGGUCAACCCACUGCUGGAUGAAGUCGUCCUCACCACUCACCCCUCCACGUAUAUAAUCCACAUCCACCGCGAAUCGAUUCAGGAAUCGGCGCGCGGCCACGGAGGAAUCUAAACCAAUGCACAUCCAUCCACGCCUGCUUAAGUGUUAUUCUUUAAGCAACUUUUAGUUCGAUUUGUGAUCGUCUCGUAGCAGCAGCUUUAGCUCAACGUUCGCCCGUCGUUAGAGCUGCUAUGAAUUCUACGGACAAUCAUCGGCGCGGAGUCGCUGUUGCCACCGCAUUGGGGACCUCCAAGUGGGACAUCCGCCAGACGGUGUGGGACUACAUGGAGCUUCACGACCUGGCGAACUUCCCCAGGCCCGUGCACCACAGAAUUCCAAACUUCAAGGGUUCGUAUCGCGCCGCGGGGAGGAUCGGAGACCUCGCAGCUUUCGCAGCGACCAGCGCCGUUAAGGUGGACCCCGAUAAGCCGCUAGAGGGCGUCCGACUCGCCGCCCUGGAGGCACGGAAGACCCUGCUGGUUCCCACGCCGAGACUCCGAUCCGGGCUGUUCAACCGGAUCGUUCCGCCCGCCGGUGCCUCCAAGGCCGACCUGCACCGGUGUGCCACCUCGCAGGGCGUGCGCGAGUUCAGCGUGCCGCUCGCGCUGGACGCCGGCGUGCGCGUCGACCUCGUGGUGGUCGGCUCCGUCGCCGUGUCCGAGAGAGGAUGGCGCAUCGGGAAGGGCGAGGGCUUUGCGGACAUGGAGUUCGCCAUGAUGGCGUGCACAGGCGCUGUGGAUGACGCCACGGUGGUGGUGACCUGCGUUCACGACUGCCAGGUGGUGGACAUCCCGGAGGAGCUGGUGGAAACUCAUGACCUGACGGUUGACUACAUCCUCACCCCGACGCGCGUCAUCAAAACCAACUGCAGCGCGCCCAAGCCUCGUGCAAUCAUCUGGUCCAAGAUCGACCGCGAGCUUCUGGCCCGGAUCCCCAUCCUGAACACUCUGCGGGCCCGGGAAGAGAGGCUGGGCCGGGACGUGUCGCUGAGGGACGCUCCCAGCCUUCACCGCACCGCAGCCUCUGCCGGAUCUCCGGACGAUCCUUCCGCUUCUCUCCACCGAGAAACCGUCGGCGUCGGCUCUGCCGGGACAGCGGCAGCGACCCGCGUGCGCCGGGCCGGUUCCGUUUCGGCAAGGGGGCGGCGUGGGGACGGGAGACACCACCGGGGAAGAGGAGGAGGAUGGGCGAGGCAGCCGAUUGGUGGAGGAGGAAGUGGUUGCGCCGUGCCGGAUCUGGCGAGGGGCCGGGGUGGUGGUGGGGGCGACGGAAUGUAACCUUCCGGUAACCUCGGGGCUUUAAUUUCUCACCCACAAUGUUCGGCGUCGCUGGUAGACUAGAGUCGGUGUUGCCGUGACUCGUCGUGCUGCAGCCCACCGCGGGAGGUGUAUACUUGACGUGGUGUUCCGGGCGUGGAAAUGACCCGGCCAGAUCCGGCUGAAGCGAAGCCCUGAUGAACCGGAUCCUGAAAGCAGCGAUCAGCAACGAGUGGAUGAUGAUGACGA
This is a messenger RNA of Lethenteron reissneri (Far Eastern brook lamprey), 1615 nucleotides long. Its product is annotated as methenyltetrahydrofolate synthase domain-containing protein-like. The record is from RefSeq and is a predicted model, not a curated record. NCBI's taxonomy places the organism in Eukaryota, Metazoa, Chordata, Hyperoartia, Petromyzontiformes, Petromyzontidae. Gene Ontology annotation, cellular component: cytoplasm.